UGUCAGUUUCCUCUGUCUUCCUCCACAGCUACACUCCUCUGGAUCAGCCACUUUUCCUCUGGUUCAGAUGAGUGCUACCUUUAAUUGAUUGCAUGGUGGAAGAAGAGGUGGGAGAAACAUACUGAAAGGCUAUAAAUACACCAUUAAAAUACAAACCAAAGAUGCAGGGAAUGGAUUUUGAGGAUAAGAAGUCCAAGAGGUAUUGCAUGAAGAAAAAGCAUGUGGCCAUCAUCUGUGCAGUAGUGGUUGCAAUAGGUUUAGCUGUGGGACUUGGCGUGGGAUUAAGCAGACCUGAGCCUUGCCAACCUUCCGGAGGCACAGAACAGCCAGCAACCACUAUCCCUGGGACAGUGGAGCCACACUACUGCCCUCCCAAAAAUGAUGCGAGUGGAGAAUGGACAAAUUUCAGGCUACCCACUUACAUUAACCCAGAACACUACGAACUGGAAAUGAAGCCUGAAAUGGAUGCAGAUAUCUACACAGGGACAGUCAACAUCUCCAUCAAGUUAGAUACACCUACCAAGUACUUGUGGCUUCACCUCCGAGUGAUCAAGAUCACAGAGAUGCCCAUGCUCUGGAAAGCCUCAGGGCAGCAGAUUGCACUGACAGAGUGUUUUGAAUAUGAACAACACGAAUAUGUGGUGAUGGAGUCAAAAGAGAUGCUCUCUGCUACUACUAAAAAUGACACCUAUCUACUAACCCUGAAGUUCCAAGGCUGGCUGAAUGGCUCCCUGGUUGGAUUUUAUAGAACCACCUACACUGAGAAUGGAGUGACCAAGAGCAUUGCAGCUACUGAUCAUGAGCCAACAGAUGCACGGAAAUCGUUUCCUUGCUUUGAUGAGCCGAACAAAAAGGCAACUUACACCAUAUCUAUCAUCCAUAAAGAACCAUACAAAGCACUUGCAAACAUGCCAGUAGAGCAAACAGUUCAACUGCAUGAUGGCUGGAUCAGGACAACUUUUCAGAAAUCUGUCCCAAUGAGCACGUAUUUGGUGUGCUUUGCUGUGCACCAGUUUGAUUGGGUAGAAAGAAAGUCUGCCAGUGGAAUUCCUCUCCGGAUAUAUGCACAGCCACAGCAAUUACACACAGCAGAAUAUGCAGUAAAUGUUACUAAAGUUGUAUUUGACUACUUUGAAAAGUAUUUUGAUAUGAAGUAUUCUCUUCCAAAAUUAGAUAAAAUAGCUAUUCCAGAUUUUGGUACUGGUGCUAUGGAAAACUGGGGUCUGAUCACUUACAGAGAAACAAACCUACUUUACGAUCCCAAAGAAUCUGCUUCAUCCAACAAACAGAGAGUAGCAGCUGUGAUUGCCCAUGAGCUCGUUCACCAGUGGUUUGGAAACAUUGUGACCAUGGACUGGUGGGACGACUUGUGGCUAAAUGAAGGAUUUGCCAGUUACUUUGAGUUCCUGGGAGUAAAUGCUGCAGAAACCGAUUGGCAAAUGCUUGAUCAGGUGUUAAUUGACGACGUGCUGCCUGUGCUGAAAGACGACUCCUUGUUAUCUUCUCACCCUAUUGUGGUCAGUGUGUCAUCUCCAGCUGAAAUAACAUCUGUAUUUGAUGGCAUAUCAUACAGCAAGGGAGCAUCAAUUCUCAGAAUGCUUCAAGAUUGGAUUACACCAGCAAAUUUUCAAAAAGGAUGUCAGAACUACCUAAAGAAAUACCAUUUUCAGAAUGCAAAGACAGAUGAUUUCUGGGAAUCCCUGGCACAGGCAAGUGGUAAGCCAGUGAAGGAAGUGAUGGACACCUGGACCAGGCAGAUGGGAUACCCUGUAUUGAGUGUGGACGCUAAUUCGAAGGUCACACAGAGACGUUUUCUGUUGGACCCCUCAGCAAACACUUCUGAACCGACUUCUGCACUAGGUUACACAUGGAAUAUCCCAGUGAAAUGGUAUGCUGGAAACGAAACAGACGUUACAUUCUACAAUAAGUCAGAAUCUGCAGCCACCGGAAUUACUAUAACACCCAGCAACCCUGAUUCUUUACUGAAAAUAAAUCAAGACCACAUUGGAUUUUAUCGUGUAAAUUAUGAAACACAAACUUGGAACAACAUAGCCAAUAAUCUGUUUAUCAACCAUCAGUAUUUCUCUUCUGCUGAUCGUGCCGGGCUUGUGGAUGAUGUGUUUUCUUUGGCAAGGGCUGAACUUUUGAAUUAUGCUGUUCCACUGAAUCUAACAAAAUAUCUACAAAAUGAAGAGGACUAUUUACCUUGGCAUAGAGUUAUAUCAGCUGUAUCUUACCUCAGAGACAUGCUUAGAGAUGAUACAGAGCUCUACCCCAAGUUUAAGGCAUACUUUCGCAGUUUGGUUAAACCCAUUGCAAGUAAGCUGGGUUGGAACGAUGAUGAAACUGGAAGCCAUGUGAUGAGGCUUCUUCGUGCAGAUGUUUUAGGAUUUGCAUGCAGAAUGGACGACCCGGAUGCUUUGAAUAAUGCAUCUAGCUUAUUUUAUUCCUGGUUAGAUGGCUCAAGUCCAUCUGUAAAUCUCCGGCUCUUGGUAUAUCGCUAUGGGAUGCAGAACUCCGGCAAUGAGACAUCAUGGAAUUAUAUGUUUCAGAAAUACCAAAUUACUUCAUUAGCUCAAGAAAAAGAAAAGUUGCUCUAUGGUCUGGCAUCAGUGAAGAACAUCACCCUUUUGGACAGGUAUCUAAAAUAUAUUUACAACACCAGUCUUAUUAAAAGUCAGGAUGUGUUCACAGUCCUGAGAUACAUCUCCUAUAACAGCUACGGCAAAACCAUGGCUUGGGACUGGAUACGGCUCAACUGGGAAUACUUAGUCAGCAGGUACACUAUCAACGAUAGAAAUCUUGGUCGAAUAGUAUCAAUAACCCAAACAUUCAACACUGACCUUCAGCUUUGGCAGAUGGAAAAUUUCUUUGAAAAAUACCCUAAUGCUGGAGCAGGAGAAGCACCCAGGAAACAGGCUCUCGAAACAGUAAAGAACAAUAUUGAAUGGCUAAAACAAAACAAGGGAGAGAUAGAAGCAUGGCUAACAAUUUAAUGUUUUACUUCCAAAGUUGCGAAGAAUUAAAAACAUAUCGUCUUAAUUUUAUGCACUUAUUGUUUCUUACAUGAACAUUUGGGAAUCCAUUUACAAAUGCUGUCUCUGAAUCCUACAAACACUUAUGCACUUGAAUAACUUUACUCAUGUAAGAUAAAUAAGACUACUUGUAAGAGUAAAGUUACUCAUGUUAUAAGCAAUUGCAGGAUUGGACUCCUGUUUGUACCUCCUACCUACUGCUUUGAAAAAAGCAUCCCUUUGUUUAUGUAGAAAGAAACCCAUUUAAGAGUAUUUAAAACACUCAGGGAUACCUUUCCAAGUGUAUUUUACAGGUGGUUUAUUCCAACAAUAAUUUGAACUUGUUUUAAAAUCAUUUUAUAUAUUUAUACUUGUAGAAAAGACACAUCAUGUGGGAUUUAGCUUUGCAUUCUUAGUACUAAAGAAAUGUCAGUUAAUUUUCAGAGGGUAGCCAUGUUAGUCUGGAUCUGUAAAAGCGGCAAAGAGACCUGUGGCUUAAGGUGCCACAGGACUCUUUGUCAGUUAAUUUUGUUUCUCAAUUGAUUCUUGUCCUAAAAGUUUAAUUAUUGGUAUUCAAGGGAUCAAUAUUACCAACCUACUGUUUAAGUUUAUUAUUUGGGAUUCUGUAAUUUUUAUUUUUUUUUUCUCUCUAAAUCCUGCCAAAGUAACCAGCACCUGGGAUAGAAGUCACUAUAAGUUUUAGACAAGGAAAUGGCUACCUGUUACCUCUCUUUCCAUAAGAAGAGCCAAAACAAACAAGAACAACUAGUUAAGAGUGAGCGUUUCCUAGGAAAUAAGACUGGCCACCACUGCCUUUUUGAAAAACAUCAAUCACUGCUUCUUAAGAAUUUCAGAUUUGGCAAUCACUUUGAGACCUGCAGCCCAAGGAGGGGCAAAUCCAUCCCUGUGCUGGAGCUAGGGCUGGCCCAGGAACAUGGGGGGAAACAGAUUGUGCCUCCUCUAUCCAGGAACAACUGGAGGCCAGUUUGUCUCCCAAUGCAGGCUACUGAGUAGGCCUGAAAGUUGGCCAA
Molecule: messenger RNA, 4045 nt
Organism: Dermochelys coriacea (leatherback sea turtle)
Lineage: Eukaryota; Metazoa; Chordata; Testudines; Dermochelyidae
Gene: ENPEP
Product: glutamyl aminopeptidase
Exons: 21
Coding region: 162-2996 (944 amino acids)
Biological process (GO): proteolysis; peptide catabolic process
Cellular component (GO): cytoplasm
Molecular function (GO): peptide binding; zinc ion binding; metalloaminopeptidase activity
Source: RefSeq, a predicted model, not a curated record